AUAAAAUAAAAAUAAUAUUUUGCUUUAUAUAUUUUGGCCCAUAUCUCAGUGCCUUUGAAAAGCUUAAACCCUGCUGCCGUGUGCAUAAACAUCAAAAAAACAAAAACCGUAAUUCGGAGAUGGCGGUAGAGAAGAACACGCUCGAAGAAGAGUCACCCGCUCAUCGCUUCUACAAGAUUGUCCUCAGUUGGGAUUACCUCCGCAUCCUUAAACAAUCCUUGGGUAAAAAAAGAGCAAGUGCUGUGGAAUUGAAGGAAGUGAAGAGCACGUAUAAAGAUGUCGAUGACUAUUUCGAUACGUUUGAGCCGUUGCUUUUUGAAGAAGUUAAAGCUCAGAUUUCUAAAGAAAAAAACGAAGAAGACGAAGAAGAAACUCAAAGCGAGUGGCAGUAUGGAAUGGUACAAGAGUGCAAUGAAGUGGAUGGAUUUCAUUUACCUACGGUGAUAACUGAUUUAGAGUCAGUAUCUCAGAAUGAUCUUUUGUUGCUCUCUAAUACCAAGUUUGAUGAUGAUGGUGAGGACAAAGGUUUACCAACUACGUAUGCCUUUGCGUUAGUUGAGCAACGUCAACGUGAUCGGAUAACACUUCGAUUAUAUUUGAGUGGAGAAGUAAAAGGAUUUAAUACAGAUGUUGUAAAUACCUGCCCGAGGCUACUAAGGAUGCUUCCUAUUGUUAGUCAAAAAGAAGGGAGUAAGCCUUUCCACGUGCGGAAGAUUUGCAGUUUAUCAACUAUAGUUCGUGAGUAUGUUGCUUUGCGGUCCAUUACCUCUCUCCCAUUCAAGGAUUUGAUAUUAGCAGCAGCGGAGAUUGAAAGUACUACUGAGGAUCGUACCUGGAAAAUAUCUAAGCCUCUAACAGAAUUUAUUAAAAGCAAUCAUAAUGAAUCGCAGCAGGAGGCUAUAAAUGCAGGUCUUUCACGCAAGCCCUUUGUUUUGAUACAGGGCCCCCCAGGGACAGGUAAAACACAAACAAUCCUUGGGAUUCUCAGUGCCAUCUUGCAUGCUACGCCAGCCAGGGUACAUUCCAACAAGGGAGCAUUAGUCGGAGUGAAACGUGGGCCAGAAUUGCCUAUUCAAGAAAAAUACAAUCACUGGGAAAAAGCAUGUCCGUGGCUAGUUGGCCUUAAUCCUAGAGAUAUGAUCAUGCCUGUAAAUGGCGAUGAUGGUUUCUUCCCCACAUCUGGGAACGAGAUGAAACCGGAAAUGGUCAAUUCCAGCCGAAAGUAUCGUGUUCGUGUUCUAGUAUGUGCUCCAUCAAACUCCGCGCUUGAUGAGAUUGUCUUGCGUCUCCUACAUACUGGCAUUCGUGAUGAAAAUGACCAUGCGUACAACCCCAAAAUUGUACGAAUAGGUCUUAAAGCACACCACUCAGUCCAGGCAGUUUCCAUGGAUUACUUGGUAGCGCAAAAACUUGCGAGCGUGGACUCUCAAGCUGGCGACAAGCAGAAGCAAGGAGGUGCAGCAAAUGAUAAAGACAAUAUCCGUGCUGCUAUAUUGGAUGAAGCAGUAAUUGUUUUUUCCACUCUGAGCUUCAGCGGAUCAGGUCUCUUCAGUAAAUUAAAUCGUGGUUUUGAUGUCGUCAUAAUUGAUGAAGCUGCUCAAGCUGUGGAACCCGCAACUCUUAUUCCACUGGCUAAUGGAUGUAAACAAGUAUUUUUGGUCGGGGAUCCAGUUCAGUUGCCAGCCACAGUGAUUUCCCCUGUUGCAACCAAAUUUGGAUACACGACGAGCUUAUUUAAAAGAUUACAGAUGGCGGGCUAUCCAGUACAGAUGCUGAAGACCCAAUAUCGCAUGAAUCCAGAGAUCAGGAGCUUUCCUUCAAGGGAGUUUUAUAAUGAAGAACUGGAAGAUGGGCCUGAUGUUGAAAAUCAAACGUUGCGCGGAUGGCAUAAAUACCGCUGCUUUGGGCCAUUUUGCUUCUUUGAUAUACAUGAAGGGAAUGAGUCAAAACCACCAGGGAGUGGUUCUUGGGUAAACGUGGACGAGGUUGAGUUUGUCUUAGCUUUGUAUAGUAAAUUGGUGAGUAGAUAUCCAGAGCUUAAGGUAAGUUCCCGCCUUGCAAUUAUAACACCGUACAGGGGUCAAAUCAAGCUCCUCAGAGAAAAGUUCCGCAGCACUUUUGGCGUGGAUUCUGAUAAAGUUGUAGAUAUCAACACUGUUGAUGGAUUUCAGGGACGCGAAAAAGACGUUGCUAUAUUUUCAUGUGUUCGAGCAAGUGAAGAUAGAGGCAUUGGGUUUGUUAAUGAUUUUAGACGAAUGAAUGUUGGUAUUACUCGAGCAAGGUCGUCUGUUCUGGUCGUCGGUUCUGCAUCAACUUUGAAAAGAUGUGAUCCGCACUGGAAGAACUUGGUAGAAAGUGCAGAGCAGAGAGAUGUAUUAUUCAAGGUUUCGAAGCCAUACGUGGACUUCUUCAACGAGGCUAACCUUAGCGCGAUGGAAACGAAGGUGGGAGAAAUGGAGGAGGAGCCUCCUGAAGAAGAUAUGUAUAUGUAUAAUAAUGUUAAUGCAAUCAAAGAUGAUGAUGCACAAGCUGAAGAUAAUGACUACUGGGGUGAUGCUGCUGGAGAUGAAGACGGUUACGCUGAUGAUUAUGGUGAGGACUAAAUAGUAAAUACUUACUUUGCAAAUUACGAGAAUUUAUUAAUGUCGCCCACUGCUAUGAAAAAUAUCUUCCCUUCUUGCACUUAUACUACUACGUAUAUAGUAGAUAUGAUGGUUAUAUUAUUUUGGCUUAUUAACGUCGUUUGCUUAUGGAACGAACGUGUAAGCUAUUUGCUUUGCGAGUGUUUUAGGUUCAAAUUUCUUGCUCUUUGAAAUUUUUGUUAUGUUAUGUUAAUUAAACCCAGUUAAGUCUCA
Erythranthe guttata (spotted monkey flower) is the source of this 2855-nucleotide messenger RNA. It is a transcript of the gene MAA3, whose product is annotated as P-loop containing nucleoside triphosphate hydrolases superfamily protein. The record is from RefSeq and is a predicted model, not a curated record. NCBI's taxonomy places the organism in Eukaryota, Viridiplantae, Streptophyta, Magnoliopsida, Lamiales, Phrymaceae. Gene Ontology annotation, molecular function: helicase activity.